Racocetra persica is the source of this 357-nucleotide messenger RNA. The record is from the annotation of a GenBank genome assembly. Lineage: Eukaryota; Fungi; Glomeromycota; Glomeromycetes; Diversisporales; Gigasporaceae.
AUGUGCAAUGACCAAGAAACUAACAAUAAAUCUGAUUCUAUAUUCGACGACCAAGAAACUACCAACAAAUCUGAUUUCAUAUUCAGUGACCAAGAUACUGUCAUUGAAUAUAAUUUUAAGUUUGGUAAUAAGUCUGUUCCAGUGUUUGAUAAGCAAGAGAUUAUUAAUGAAUGUGACUUUAUGUUUAAUAAUCAUGGGAUUACUGAUAAGUUUAGCUUAAUCUUUAAAAACGAUGAUGAUUAUGUCCAAAUUGUUAAAGGAAACAUAUUAGAAGAAUCUGUUAAAGAAAUCCUUCAGGAUCAAGAAAUUGCAACGAGUUGUGUUUUCAAUUAUCAGAAAAUUUAUACAUCAAUAGAG